GCUGUAAUUUAUAAGUGCUCAAUUCUUUUCAGCGAAUAAAAAGAUAAAAUGUAUAAAUAUAAAAAAUUGGAAGUUAAGUGAAAUAAAGGACUACCACAUUAUUUUACACACAACUGGUUUUGUUAAAAUGGGGACUAAAUUGAAAUUCUUGUUCUUCCUGGCAAUAUGUAUCUCUGUGGCGAGUGGAUUUUCAACAGACAGAAAUAGUUUAGUCGUAUCUGCAACAGACGACACAACUGAAGCUCCAAAUUCAAAGGAAGAUGCAGCACCUGUAAUUCCCAAAAUUUAUGAAAUGAGGGUUAAUACUAAUGUCUCCAAUCGGUUUGCUAAAACUUCCGUCGUCAGUAAAGUUAAAAAUUUAGCAAAAUCUGCUCAAGAAGCAACUUUCGCCGUAGUAUUACCCGAAACUGCUUACAUUUCAGGAUUUGUAAUGGAAAUCAACGGAAAAAGUUAUAAAGCAUAUGUUAAAGAAAAAGAAGAAGCUAAGCAAAUUUACAAUGAGGCGAUAGAACAUGGACAAGCAGCAGCACAUGUGGAAGCAAAUGCACGAGAUUCCAACAGAUUCACUGUAUCAGUAAAUCUAGAACCUCAGUCAAAAGCAAUUUUCACUCUGACUUACGAAGAAUUACUUCAGCGGCAAAACGAACAGUACGAAAUCGUUCUUAAUAUUCAUCCUGGACAACCUGUCAAAGACUUAAUUGUUGAGGUAAACAUUGAUGAAAGCAAGCCUUUGAAAUUCGUAAAGUCUCCACCAUUACGAUCAGGAAAUGAGAUUUCUAAAAAUGAUGACGAUAAGCUUGCAUCUUUAGCAGAAAUUGUUAAUAUUAAUUCGACAAGUGCAGUUGUUAAAUUUAGUCCAAAUAUCGAAAGACAAAAGCAGUUAGCGACCGGUUUAGGUACUAAGGAAGAAAAUGGAUUAGCUGGACAGUUUGUGGUUCAAUACGAUGUUGAAAGGGAUCAGCAAGGAGGAGAGAUUUUACUUAAAGAUGGUUAUUUUGUGCAUUUCUUUGCACCUAGCGAUAUACCACCUCUUCCUAAAGAAGUUGUAUUUAUUUUGGAUACCAGUGGUAGUAUGGAUGGCAUUCGAAUCAAACAGUUGAAAGAAGCGAUGAAUAGUAUUCUUACCGAAUUAAAGAAGGAAGACUUAGUUAACAUUGUGGAAUUUAGUUCAACUGUAAAAGUAUGGAAUGUUCCUAAAGUUGAAGUAGAUUAUGAACUUGGUGAUGACCCGUGGCCGUCGUACACGAACCCAGAAAUACCCAAGAAAAACAAAACCAAUCAAGUUUUACCCCCACCAUAUGAAGCAACUGAAGAAAAUAUAAAUAAAGCUAAACAAGUAGUAGAGAAGCUAAGUGCUUAUGGCGGGACUGACAUCAAGUCCGCGCUAGAAGUUGGUCUUAAAAUUAUCAAGAAAAAUAGAGAAGACAAAGGUAAUACCCACCAACCCAUCAUUAUUUUCUUGACAGACGGAGAACCCACUGUUGGAGAAACUACCCCAGACAAAAUUACAUCCGCUAUAUCUGAACUCAACACUGGCGCCAUCAAAUCCCCGAUCUUUUCGUUAUCUUUCGGAGACGGAGCCGAUAGAGACUUCUUACAAAAAAUAUCGCUGAAAAACUUAGGUUUUGCAAGACAUAUUUAUGAAGCGGCCGAUGCAAGUCUUCAGUUGCAGGAAUUCUACAAAGAAAUUUCGUCACCUUUAUUAAACGAUGUUUCAUUUAAAUACGUUUCAAAUGUAACCAAAUUAACAAAGACGCGGUUUCCCAUUUUCUUUUACGGUUCUGAAUUAGUAGUGGCAGGUAGUUUUACAGAUGAAGAAUUUACUCCUCCGACGAUCCAUGGUAAUGGUUUUAGAGGACCUAUAGAAUGGAUACCAAAAGUUGAAAAUCCUGUUGGUGAUUUAGAAAGACUAUGGGCUUACCUGACUAUUAAACAAAUAUUGGAAGCUAGAGAUGCAGCUGAAAACAAAACUGAGUAUACUAAAAAGGCUUUGGAUAUUGCAUUAAAAUAUUCGUUUGUCACUCCAGUUAGUUCGUUGGUUGUAGUUAAACCAAAUGACACCAGCGCUGUCGACACUGAGGACGCUUCCAAAAAUUCCAAUAAUAGACCACGAUUUGCAAGCACAAAUUACGCAUUGGGAGGAGGAAGCUUUGCCGGAGGUAGGAGAAAAUUAAUAAUAGCUCCAACCCUUUCAUUCCCAAGCUCAGCAUUCGCAGCAAACUCCGGUUUUCAACAAGUAUCAUAUUCAGCGCUGGGACCAGCACCAGUCGCACCUUUGCAAUAUGAAGCUGAAUCGCUCAGUGAAGACUUUGAGGAUACCUUUGUGACAACUGGUGAUUUUACAACCGUUGAACCGGAAACGGAUCCUUUCGAAGAAAUCAAAAAUAAGUUGCCUUGGUUGCAGGAUAUCCUAUCAGAAAAUGGCACUUUAACAGUUUCGUCAGGAGACCAUCAAGGAAAUUACACAUUGGCCUCCGAAAAUCAACCCGUUGGAAAAAAAUGUGCUGCUACUCCUGUAAAUGGAACGGCCGGAGUAUGUACUCCUCUGAUUCAGUGCCCUCAAGUUUUCCCUCAUUUAACGGAUGCACAGAUUUUCGAUAAAUACUUCUGUCCGUUAGAUACGUAUGUCGGGAUCUGCUGUCCUGGUGCGACUGAGAACUCUCCGUAAAACUUCUGUGAUUAAUAGAUUACACAAAAAAUGUGAAUAUAUUUUGUAAUAAAUAUGUGUUUUUAAUUGUUA
Messenger RNA from Zophobas morio, 2740 nucleotides. Its product is annotated as inter-alpha-trypsin inhibitor heavy chain H3-like. The coding region runs from base 128 to 2668 and encodes 846 amino acids. NCBI's taxonomy places the organism in Eukaryota, Metazoa, Arthropoda, Insecta, Coleoptera, Tenebrionidae. The transcript is spliced from 14 exons. The record is from RefSeq and is a predicted model, not a curated record.